AUGGCGUUCAGAGUCGGAGAACGCAGCGGAGCCUCGGGCCAGUGUCCUCCUGUGUCUGUGUCCACCUCUCGUCUCUUGGUUUUAUUUCAGACGAUAUUCUCCUCUCUUCGAAGCAGAGCACUUGAGGAAUUCCUUUCUUUGGGUCUCUUCUCUGAGUGCGGGAGCUCGGGCACAAACAGAGUUCAAACCCGGAGGAAAGAGGACAGAGAGGAGGAGAGAGGACAUCUCCUCUCAUCCUCAUCCUCUCAUCCCCUCAUCAUCUCUCUCUUCCUCAUCCUCUCAUCCUCAUCCUCUCAUCCCCUCAUCCUCUCUUCCUCAUCCUCUCAUCCUCAUCCUCUCAUCCCCUCAUCCUCUCUUCCUCAUCCUCUCAUCCUCUCAUCCUCAUCCUCAUCCUCUCAUCCCCUCAUCCUCAUCCCCUCAUCCUCAUCCUCUCAUCCUCUCAUCCCCUCAUCCUCUCUUCCUCAUCCUCUCAUCCUCAUCCUCUCAUCCCCUCAUCCUCUCUUCCUCAUCCUCAUCCUCUCAUCCCGUCAUCCUCUCAUCCUCAUCCUCUCAUCCUCAUCCCCUCAUCCUCUCAUCCCCUCAUCCUCACCCCCUCAUCCUCAUCCUCUCAUCCCGUCAUCCUCUCAUCCUCAUCCUCUCAUCCCCUCAUCCUCUCUCAUCCCGUCAUCCCCUCAUCCUCAUCCCCUCAUCCUCAUCCUCUCAUCCUCAUCCCCUCAUCCUCAUCCUCUCAUCCCCUCACCCUCUCACCCUCUCAUCCCCUCAUCCUCUCAUCCUCAUCCUCUCAUACUUAUCCUUUCAUCCCCUCAUCCUCAUCCUCUCAUCCCCUCAUCCUCUCAUCCUCAUCCUCAUCCUCUCAUCCCCUCAUCCUCUCAUCCCCUCAUCCCCUCAUCCUCUCAUCCUCUCAUCCCCUCAUCCUCUCAUCCUCAUCCCCUCAUCCUCUCAUCCUCUCAUCCUCAUCCCCUCAUCCUCUCAUCCCCUCAUCCUCUCAUCGCCUCAUCCUCAUCCUCUCAUCCCCUCAUCCUCUCAUCGCCUCAUCGCCUCAUCCUCAUCCUCUCAUCCUCUCAUCCCCUCAUCCCCUCAUCCUCUCAUCCUCAUCCUCUCAUCCUCAUCCUCAUCCCCUCAUCCUCUCAUCCCCUCAUCCUCUCAUCCUCAUCCCCUGCUUCCCCUCAUCCUCUCAUCCUCAUCCUCAUCCCCUCAUCCUCUCAUCCUCUCAUCCUCAUCCCCUCAUCCUCAUCCCCUCAUCCUCUCAUCCUCAUCCCCUCAUCCUCUCAUCCUCAUCCCCUCAUCCUCUCUUCCUCAUCCCCUCAUCCUCUCAUCCUCAUCCCCUCAUCCUCUCAUCCCCUCAUCCUCUCAUCCUCAUCCCCUGCUUCCCCUCAUCCUCUCAUCCUCAUCCUCAUCCCCUCAUCCUCUCAUCCUCUCAUCCUCAUCCCCUCAUCCUCAUCCCCUCAUCCUCUCAUCCUCAUCCCCUCAUCCUCUCAUCCUCAUCCCCUCAUCCUCUCUUCCUCAUCCCCUCAUCCUCUCAUCCUCAUCCUCUCAUCCUCUCUUCCUCAUCCCCUCAUCCUCUCAUCCUCAUCCCCUCAUCCUCUCUUCCUCAUCCCCUCAUCCUCUCAUCCUCAUCCCCUCAUCCUCUCUUCCUCAUCCCCUCAUCCUCUCAUCCUCAUCCCCUCAUCCUCUCUUCCUCAUCCCCUCAUCCUCUCAUCCUCUGCUCUAGUGGUUUGCUUCGAUGCCAAAAUCAACUUUGACGAUAACGCAGAGUUCCGUCAGAAGGCGGUGUUUGCGAUGGACGACAUGAGUGAGAGCGACCCCACCGAGACGCACGCCGCCAAGUGGGACCUCAAGUACAUCGGCCUCGACGGGAAUAUCGCCUGUUUUGAUGGACCUUCAUCCUCUCACUCUCUAUCCUUCCACUUCCAUCCUCUCCAUCCCUUCCUCCACCUUCAUCUCUCAUCCUCUCAACCUUCCAUCACUCAUCCUCUCCACCCCUCCAAUCCUCUCCACCUUCCAAUUCUCCCAUCCUUCAUUCUCUCCCUUCCUUCCAUCCUCUCCAUCCUCCCCAUCCUUCCACCCUCCAAUCCUCUCCCCCAUUCAUCCUCUCCAUCCUCUCCACCUCUCCUCCUCUCCCACCUCUCCCAUCCUCUCCCACCCGCUCACCAUCCUUCCAUCCUUAUCACUUCAUCCUCUCCACCUCACCUCUCUCACUCUCCAUCCUCUCACCUACUCCUCCUCUCUCUCUCCAUCCUUCCAUCCCUCUCCAUCCUCUCCCACUCUCAUUUCCCUCUCCAUCCUCUCCACCUCUCCAUCAUCUCACCUCUCAUCCUCUCACUCUCCAUCCUUCAACACUCCUAUCCUCUCACUUCAUCCUUCCACCUUCAAUCUCUCCACUCUCCAUCCUUCCACCUCUCCUCCUCUCACCUCUCCCAUCCUCUCCAUCCUCUCCACCUCUCAUCCUUCCAUCUCUCCAUCACUCUCCACCUCUCAUCUCUCCAUCCUCUCCAUCCUCUCACUCUCCCAUCCUCUAACCUCUCCAUCCUCUCCAUCCUCUCACUCUCAUCCUCUCCACCUCUCCCAUUCUCUCACCUCUCCAUCUCUCAACCUCUCCAUCUUCAACUUCCAUCCUCUCCCAUCCUCUCCUCCUCUCCAUCCUCUCCCACCCUCUCCAUCCUACCAUCCUCUCCACCUCCCCCUCCUCUCACUCUCCAUCCCUCUCCAUCCAACCACCUCUCCAUCAUCUCCAUUCCUCUCAUCUCAUCCUCUCAUCCUCUCCACCUCUCCACCUCUCAUCCUCUCCACCUCUCCAUCCCUUCCUCCUCUCCACCUCUCCAUCCCUCUCCAUACUUCCACCUCUCAUUCCUCUCCAUCCUUCAUCUUCCUUCCACCUCUCCCAUCCCUUACAUCCUCUCCACCUCUCCUACUCUCCAUCCCUCUCCCCUUCCACCUCUCCAUCUCUCCACCUUCCCCUCUCCCCUCCUCUCACCUCUCCCUCUCUCCAUAUCUCCACCUCUCCAUCCUCUCUCCCCUCUACCUCUCAUUCUCUCCACCCUCUCCCAUCCUCUCCAUCCUCUCCACCUCCCCUCCUUCCAACCUUCCAUCUCUCAUCUCAAACCUCUCCCAUCCUUCAUCCUUCACUCUCCAUCCCCUCCAUCCCUUCACUAUCAUCCUCCAUCCUCUUCCACCUCUCCAAUCUCUCUCAUCUCCACCUCUCCAUCCUCUCCAUCUUCUUCCACCUCUCAAUCCUUCCAAUCUCUCCUCCUCUCCACCUCUCAUCCUUCCACUCUCCAUCUCUCCCUCUCUCCCAACUUCCCAUCAUCCCACCUCUCCAUCUAUCCCAUCUUUCCACCUUCACUCUCCUAUCCUUCCCACCUCUCCAUCCUCUCCUCCACCUCUCCAUUCUCACCUCUCAUUCCUCUCACUCUCCAUUUCUCCACCUCUCCAUCCUCUCCCUAUCAAAAUAUAUUCAACUAUAAAUAUACAUCCACAAAAAAAAACCCAAACUAA
Messenger RNA from Knipowitschia caucasica, 3495 nucleotides. The record is from the annotation of a GenBank genome assembly. NCBI's taxonomy places the organism in Eukaryota, Metazoa, Chordata, Actinopteri, Gobiiformes, Gobiidae.